UGGGGGGGGCGGUGAUGGCGGAACCGGGAACGGAGCGAUGCCCGCACUGCCACAGGGCCUUCAAGCGGCUCCGCGCCCACCUCCCGCACUGCAAGGCCGCCCCGCGGAAAGGACCGGAAUCGGGAACGGCAACGGGAUCGGAAACGAGCCUCCGCACGGGCCCCGGCAGCGCACCGGGAUCGACACCGGCACCAGCACCUGGAUCGGCAUCGGGACCGGGAGAGAGGCUCCGCCCGGCCCCCACCGCUGCUCCGGGGUCAGCACCGAGUCCAGGUCCCCGCCCGUCCCCCACCAGCUCUUCAGAAUCGGGAUCGGGACCGGGAGCGAAAAGGAAGACGAACCCGGCCCCUGCCACCGCUCCGGGGUCAGCACCGAGCCCGAGUCCCCUCCCGACCCCCACCAGCACUUCGGGAUCGGGAUCGGCACCAGGAGCAGGAUCGGCACCGGGAGCGGGAGCGAAAAGGAAAACGAGCCCGGCCCCCGCCACCACUCCGGGGUCAGCACCGAGCCCGAGUCCCCUCCCGGCCCCCGGUACCGACCCCGGGCCGGGUCUCGGCGCCCCCAGGACCGGCCGGGAUGUGGAGCCCGCGGUGCAGGACGUGGCCAGAGCCCUGGAUCUGCUCCCCGAAGAGGUGGAGGAUGUUCCCCAGAGGCUGGAGAAUGGAGUGAAGGUGGUGAUCGAGAAGCACCGCGCCAGGGUGGUCAGGGAGAAGAAGCCCAGGAGCGGGGCAGGAGCAGCAGGAGGGACGGAUCCCGGCCGUGCUGCCCACCCACAGCGGGGCAAAACCGCUCCAAAAUCCACACACGCAGAGACUCAGAGCCUGGGGGCUGUGAAGGGCGUGCCCGGGAGCAAAAAGGGAGGAAAAAGCAGCUUAAAGGCAACAAAAGUACUUGAAGAACCCCCCAAGGGCAGAAAUAGCCCCAGUGACCUCGUUCAGCAGGAGAGAACAGACAAAUCCGUGGCAGGAGAGGAGCAGGUGCACCGGGAAGUUGGUGUGGGAUAUAAAGCCCCUGAGUCUGCUUUGCAUCCCAAGAACCUCCAUCUGUCAGUGACGGAGGGUUUGGGAGGUCACAGUGAAGGGCCAUCCAAGAAUGAGCUCAGCAGCCUGGAGAGGCUCAGGGACAGCAGGGAGCAGAUGGUUGGAGUGUCCGAGCCCGUCCUGGGCACAGGGAGAGACCCGGGGCUGGCCCUGCACCAGUCCUGGCUCCACUCCCCCAAAUUCCAGCCCACCUGUUCAUCCCAGGCCUCUGGCAGGAGCACCUGGGCAGGAGCCACAGGCUUGGAGUGGUUUCCAGACUUGUAUCCUGAGCGUGAGGGGCUGAGAAUCUUUCCAGGGAAGCAUUUCCAAGAAGAUGUGGGGAUCACAGUGAAGACACCAAGGGGCAGUUUCUCAGAGGGACAUCGAGGUCCCCUCUCGGAGAGGCCCCUGCUGGAGGUGAGGUUGGGGGAGCUGCACUCCUGGAUCAGCACCUGCGACUUCUCUCCCCAGGGGCUGCUUGGAGCAGUGCAGAAAGCCUGGAACAGUUAUUAUGCCAAAUACAUCAACGUGAAGAGGGGGGGACACACUGGGAUCUCCAUGCUCCUGACUGGGUACUGCCUGCUCAGCUACAGCUGGAACUACCAGCACUUCAAGCGUCACCGCUGGCGUAAAUACCACUGAAGGAGCUGGAGCAGCACCCACAGGACGGUCACAGCUCCUUGGGAGGCAGCAGAAGUGCUCACAGCCAGUGUCCCAGCAGGGAUUCCCAGCACAGAGGCCUGUUUGCUGUCAGGACAGGGGCUGGAAGGUGGGGGGCUGCUUGGCAGGGGCCGUCGUGCAGCAGAGGGGUGACAGUGACAGCCCGUGGUCACCCCUCUGUGGGUCAGGGAGCUUUCAGUAGAGAAAUAAGGAAGCAUUAGAGCUACCCCUGAGAGAUCUGUGGGUGCAGUAGAGCUCUUGGAGUCUGCAGAAUCCCAAAUCCCUCGCUUUGGCACAGCAGACACAGGACAGGCUCCUGCCCUGAGCUGUUAUUAGAGAUUAAUUGACAUUAUGCUGUAGCUGAGUGUUAGCACUGAGGUUUGUGGCGGGGUGGGCUUCAAUCCCAGUAACAAUUCCCUUUAAAUUCACCCAGCAAAGCCCAGUUUAUACUCACCCCCUGUACUGGUGGGACUGGUCAGAACCUUUGUGAAGGCACUAAAGCAGCAGCUCAGACCACGGUGCCCUAUUUCUGGAGGAGAAAAAUCCAUUGGAGGAGCUGUUGUGCCCAAAGGGCAAACCCGUGUCUGCAUCAGACAGACGAGGAGUCAGGAGUGCUAGUUGGAGCCUGCCAUUCCCAAACAUGUCUGGGAAAGGGUUGGUCAUGUUACAGGCAUGAAAAAUAAAGCCAAGAAUUAAAAAUCUGAGCUCUUUAUUCAGCGAGGUGCAGUAGUGCUGUGUUGGAGGUGGUUCACGAGAAAUUCUCUCACCAGCAAUAAAAACCUUUGUGGAUUUUC
Chiroxiphia lanceolata (lance-tailed manakin) is the source of this 2473-nucleotide messenger RNA. RefSeq names its product chromosome 19 C17orf80 homolog (gene MTNAP1). Bases 15 to 1661 code for a protein of 548 amino acids. The record is from RefSeq and is a predicted model, not a curated record. Lineage: Eukaryota; Metazoa; Chordata; Aves; Passeriformes; Pipridae. The transcript is spliced from 4 exons.